Molecule: messenger RNA, 4060 nt
Organism: Nerophis ophidion (straightnose pipefish)
Lineage: Eukaryota; Metazoa; Chordata; Actinopteri; Syngnathiformes; Syngnathidae
Gene: pprc1
Product: PPARG related coactivator 1
Exons: 14
Coding region: 57-3719 (1220 amino acids)
Biological process (GO): positive regulation of transcription by RNA polymerase II
Cellular component (GO): nucleus
Molecular function (GO): transcription factor binding; RNA binding
Source: RefSeq, a predicted model, not a curated record
GUCAUGGGAAGCAAAAAAAAAAAGAAAAAACGCUAGUCAGGGAGUAAACUUGCAAGAUGGCGGCGCGGUGGGGCGCAGGCGAGGAGACUUUAACGGCUUGCACUAUGGAUUAUUUCCCCCUGGACACACUCUGCGAGACUGCUGAGUUGUGCUCUGGAGGACCGCUGGAGGGUUUCCAAAGCUGCUUAGACCUUUCCAUCUUUGACGAGACCCCAUCAAUAGAGACAAAAGGACUGGACGAGGACAGUGAAGCCAUGCUGUUAACCGCCCUGACCGAGAUCCUCGACAACGUUGAUGAUGAAAACCUCUCCCCGUUUGACACACUACCUGAGUCUGAGAUUCUGACGGCUCACAAGGGCAGGGAACACUCUCCGCUCAGAAGAUUACUGUGUGUGCCACUGUCCCCGUCAGAGAAGGACUCUUUCAGUACAAGACCCCAGUCAACUGGAAAGAACCUCCCUAGAAUACCAAUGGAUUCACUACAGAGAAGCGACGGAGAGGAAGAGGACGCAAGCUCGCUCACUCUGAGCCCGGGAAGGCACGGUUUACCUUCAGACUGGGAAGGAUUGGCCCUCCCGUUUCCUGUCACCUUUGAUCAGGAGAGCGACAACGGUCUUCCAGUCAGCCUCGGGGACUUUGUCAGACACAUGCACCCAUACUGCAUGGCGCUUUGUUUGGAGAAUGACGAGGGGGUGCAGAUGUUGCCAGAAGGGGGUAUCUUGCUGGAGGUGGUGGAUCAAGGGGAAAAUGGAGAGCCUAUCCUGGCUGUCCCAGACAUGGGCCUUCAAGGUCCUCCGCCACUCGAUAAGUUUGCAGGGGACGAAGACGUAGCCUCUGACACGUCCGAGCAUAUAGUUGUUGACGACGAUGAUGUUGUCAAUGUGCUCUGUAAAGCUCCAGCAAAUACUCAAAGUACCUGUUCUGAUAAGGUGAUUAACACUCAGAAGAAAGAGACCAUGGCCAGAGUACCCUCCCGUAAAAAAAAGAAAAAGAAGAAACAAUGCCCUCCUGAUCCUGUCCCGGGAAGGGUUCUGAGAAGUGCUGCCUUGAGAAAUCAAACCGUAGAACUACCCCAAAAACCUGAAAAGAAGCGAAUCCGUAAAGAAAAGAAAAACAAAAUCCCAAAAGCUUCAGUUGCUCCUGUACCUGCUGCUGUAAAACCUGUGAAAAUAAGUUGCCAAAGUAAAACCCAAGUGGAACUCCAUACCCGGGAAACAAGUGUUGCUGCUGCUACGUUUGUGAGACCUAAACAGGAAACUGGUCCAACAAAAGCUGGUGUUCCUGAAAGUCCAGUCACCUCCCCACAGUCUAAAGAAACGGCUCAACCAGUAUCCCAAGCCCCCAGUGAGGGCUCCAGCCCACCACCGUUGGUGUAUCCAAGCAGCCCUGCAUCUGCUUUCAACAUCCCCGCAUUGACUGUGAAUGAGCCCCUCCCCCCGGUGACCCCCGCGCUUCCAGAGCUAAAGCCCAAGUCCCUCAGUUUAGCCGAGUAUCGACAACUCAGACGGCAGAAGAAGCCCGUCUUGUUGGAAAAGCAAGGCGACAACAGCACCAAGUGGCCCAGCCUUCCAGAGCCCCCCAAACAACUGACCCCAAUACCCUGCCUGCCUGACCCCAGCCCCAAGGAUCUUCGGCGGUCCACCGCCCAGGCUGUGAGGGACGUGGUCGAUAUCAAACCUGCCUGGCAGCCGCGGGGACCCUGUGCCCCGCCCACCCCGGAGGCACUUUUGGUGCCACCAGCCUACAUGGUUAAAUCAGCCAACAAAUCCGUCACCGCUGUUUCUAAACAAUCACAAGAGUCACAAGCACGCUCACCACCACAAAAACCUUCAGUUAGUACACCUGAUCUUGUCACCCCCCAGCCACACACUUCUAAAUGCCAAUCCGGGAUGCAAUCACCUGAAAUGAAGACCGUGCCUAAACUUUCCGACGCGCCUUUUGGUAAAAUCUCUCCUCCGACCAAUUCUGAGAUGGCGUGCUCUGCUGUAGUUCCUGUCCCACAGAAGACCCCUGUUAUCCAGAAUGCGCCAGAGCUCGUACUUACCACUCCUACCACUUUAAAGGACCUCGGCACGUCUGCAAAGUUCCCGGCAAUUAAUGCCAAACAUUGCUCCGCUCCUCCCUUGGCCUACCAGAUCUUUAACCCACAGGCUGCUGUGCUUAAAGCAAAUAAGAGCGUGACUACACCAGUGGAACCUCUAACAGCAAAGAGCCCCACACAGGAGUUGAUUGAGUCCUUCACCAGUGAGAUAGGUAUAGAAGCUGCUGAUCUGACCAGCCUGUUGGAGCAGUUUGAGGAAACGCAAGCUAAAGAGCAGCAAAGUGUACCGGAGGUCUGUGGUAGAGCAGCAGCUGUAGGAAACUCGAGUGCUGAAUUUGCACGUGAAAGAAGUGUCUUGGAGCGUGUCCGAGCCAAUGAUCUCUCAAGCCCUGCAGCCCUCACUCCUCCAGCCACUCCUCCACACCAGAUGUGGAAACCUCUGGCUCCUGUGGCUCUAUUGGGGAAGACCAAAGUUCCACUCUCCAAGACUAUUCAGAUAGAUGCCCGCCCUUUGCCGUCGUCCAGAUUUCACAGCAAGCCUACCGCGGCUGCUGCCCCCGUCUCACCCGAUGUGGUGUGCAUGGACCACGACUACUGCCUUCCCAGCAAAGGCAACGGCGAGCCGGGCAAGCGUUGGAAUGUCAAACAGCAGACUUUCAUCACAAUCAAACCCAUCAAGCCCCCUGCUGCCGCCACUACGGUCACCCUGGAAGCCGCCUCCCAGUCCAGCACCCAAGCACCAGAAGCUCUGGGGAACGGGGUGGAGGGCUCCUCUGUUCUGGAGACCCCGGAAGCCUCUCCAGCCUGGCAGGAGAACGAAUCCACCUUCAAAGAAAGCGCCACCAGGAAGGGGCAUUUUGAGAGGUCGUACGGCUGUCACGCUGCCUCUCGCACCCCCAGCCCCACCUCAAGCACCAAAGAGAGGGGGAGAAAACGAAGAGUCCGACGUUCUCCGUCGGUGUCCAGCAGCUUGGAAUCCGACUCCCGUUCGUCUCGAUCUCGGUCUAGAUCCCACUCACCGCCCAAGAAAAGGUAUCGUCACCGCCGCUCUCGAGGCAGAUCCAGCUCCACCUCACGUUCGUCUUCUCGGUCCUCUGUGUCCUGCUCACCACCCAGGAGGAGAAGGUACUCGUAUUCCUCCUCUCACUCCGGCUCCUGGAGUCGCUCCAGAUCGCGGUCACAUUCUCCUCAGAGAUGUGCGACGUGGGGUCGAAACGGAAGAUUGUACAGCCCCUCGUAUCGAACCACUUAUGGACAUCGUGAAAAUACAGAGGAUACAAAGAGACGCAAGGAAAAAGCCAUUGAAGAGCGACGUGUUGUUUACAUUGGUCGAAUUCGGGGCACAAUGACCCAAAGGGAGCUCAGAGAGCGUUUCUCUUAUUUUGGCAAGGUGGAGGAUUGUACUCUGCACUUUAGGGACCACGGGGAUAACUACGGGUUUGUGACUUACUACAACACCAAGGAUGCGUUCACCGCCAUCGAGAACGGAAGCAAACUUCGCAAGCCGGACGAGCUGCCGUUUGACCUCUGUUUUGGUGGGAGGAGACAGUUUUGCAAGACAGGCUAUUCUGACCUGGAUUCCAACAGGGAUUAUGAGCCACUAUCUACAAAAAGCAAGGCGAAGACACUAGACUUCGACACUUUACUGAAGCAGGCCCAGCAGAGUCUGAAGAGGUAACAGGAAGCCCGUCGCUGGAAGCGGCCCAACACUUACCUCAAAAAGAAGCGAAACUUCUCUUUUCAGUUUGUUGUGGCUUUAGGGUUAUCUUUUGUUUACAUUGUAUUUCUUUUCAGCAAGCCUAAUACCUUCUAUUGAAGUGAAGAUUUAUAACUAAAUGAACAAAAUGAGUAAAAAAAAAAAAAAAAAAAAUUGAAUCAGUGACAUCAUUUUUUUUAAAUGUUUAUUUAAAUGUACAACAAAAUGGAAGACUUUGGAGAGAAUCAUUUUUAAAGAGAACAUGAGAGGAAAUAUAUAAUACACCAAAAUGUACUGCAAACAUGAAUAAAAUGGGAACCUGA